Molecule: messenger RNA, 4497 nt
Organism: Prorocentrum cordatum
Lineage: Eukaryota; Dinophyceae; Prorocentrales; Prorocentraceae
Source: the annotation of a GenBank genome assembly
AUGGGGGGCAGCUUCAGGCCCUUGGAGGAGCUGCUGCAGGCGGAGCCCGCCGGCGCCUCCGCUGCGGAGCGGGGGCCGCGCUGGGAGCUGCCGCCGUCGGCACCGGCGGCCGCCGCCGCUAGCGACGGUGGCGCUUACGGCGGCACUGCAGGCCGCGCCACGCACACCGCGCGCCUGGUGGCGCUCGCCAGCGAGCCGUGGGUGUACACCAUCGCCCGCCUGCUGCUUCAGGAGACCUCUGCUCGGGAGUCGGCUGGGGGUCUGAGGACCGCCGCCGCUGCCCGCGCCGCCUACGAGCCCGCGCUGCUGCGGCAGCUGCGGGCGCUGCUGCGCGCUCGCGCAGACCCCGACGGCGGCGGCUGCGACGCCGCAGGCGCGCCCGGCGGUGCCCGCCGCACGCCGCUGAUGUGCCUGGCGGCUGAGGGCUGCUCCGCGGCGGUGUUCGGAGGGCGCCAACUGUCCGGCACCGACACCGUGACCUUCGUGCGCGCGCUGCUCGCGGCCCGCGCGGACGCGCGCCGCGCCGACGCCGCCGGGCGGACGGCGCUGCAUUGCGCCGUGAUCCAGCAGGAGCUGCGCGUGGCGGGGCAGUUGCUGCGCGCGGGCGCAGACCCCUCGGCGAGGGACGCGUGGGGCCACAGCCUGGUGCGCGGAGGGGGCGCGUGCUGCGACGAGGCGGAGCCUGCUGUCAUGGAGCUGCCGCCGCCGGCAAGUCGGACCGACCAGCGCGCCUCCUGCUGGGGGGGGGGGGCCCGCGGCUUCGUGCGGGACUUUGCCACCGUCCGCCGCCCGCUGUUGCUGCGCGGCGGGGCGGAGCGUCUGCUGGACCGGCAGAGGUGGUGCCCCGAGGAGCUGGCGCGCCGGGCGGGGGCGAGCCAGGUGCAGGGGCGCCGCCUCCAGCUCCGCGUCGACGUCGAUCCCGUCGACGCGGAACCUGCGUGCGGCCUGGCGUCGCAGGUGCACAAAGGUGCGCGAGCUCGGAGGCGAGGUUUCGGGAUCGAGCUUCGCGCCUACGUCCAACGAGGCGGCAUGAACGAACAGCAGGCUGACGAAACCAUGGCCGGACUGGCCAGGCAGCUGCAGGAGCAGAGUGGGGCUCUGCAGGCGGCGGUGCAACAGAACGCCGACUUCCUGAAGGCGGAGGGCGCCUCAAGGAGGCGCGAGGGCAUGGUUGACAGCAGGCCCGUCCAGAAGCCAGCGACCUUCAGUGGGAAGGAGAGCGACUGGGCAGACUGGGCGUACAAGUUCGUCACCUUGUUGGCCUCCAAUUGCGCGGCCACCAUUACCGACGACAGGAUCGAUGACAUCGUGGACGAGUUCUUCAAGGUCGUUGAGCUCAACAGGGAACUACACGCGAUCCUCACGUCCUUCAUGACGGACGGCACGACGGCCUUCGACAUCAUCAACAACACUCGCAAGACAUCCGGUUUGGAUGGCUGGCGGCAGCUGAACAAGAACUACGACUCUAGGAAUCCAAGCGCCAACCUUCGGAAACUCCGGAAGAUCUUGCGCCCUGCGCAGGUCUCCACAGACCAGCUGCUCAGCGCCAUCGAGCAGUGGGAACAGCACUACAUGUCUUUCAAUUCGAUGUGCCCUGACGUGCUGAGCAACCACCUGGACCUCAGCGUGAGCCGCCUGCUGACCUACGAGUUGCUGAAGCAAGAGAUAGAGCGCUACGUGGAGCAGACUGUCGCCAGGAAUGGGCCGACGCCGAUGGAGAUCGGUAGCAUUGGGCCCAAAGGGGCGCCCAAGGGCAAGGGCAAGGGUAAAGCCGAGGACGGUGGCAAAGGCAAAGGGAAAGACGGUGGCGGCGGCGAUGGCCAAUCGGCUGGGCGCGGACAGCAGCAGUUCCAAGGAUGCUGCGGCUGGUGCUGGCGCUGGGGCCACAAGCGCGCCGACUGCUGCAGCAGGACCGACGCCAAUGGUCAGCAGCUCCCGCCUAGGGAGCCGGGCGGCCAGAGCGAUCCCAAGGGCGGCGAGCCCGCAGGCACGCCCAAAGGUGCUCGAGGUGGAGGUCGAGGCGGUGGGUCGCGCGAACCCUCCGAGGCCAACACGCAAGAGGGCGCGCUGGGUGCUGGAGGCGAGGUGGGCUCGCUGUUCGUGGUGGAGCGCGGCCCCGAGCAGCAGGAGCGCCAGGAGAAGGAGGGCCAGGAGAGUAAAGAGGGCGAGGCGGACUAUUCGAACAAGGAGGCCACGAGGAAAACCUACAGCAGCAAGCGAGCGGAGGCUAAGGCCCAGCGCGAGAACGACCAGCUCCAGCACGAGCACGGCGACGGGCGGAUGGGAAGUUGGAGACAUUCGCUGAGCUCUGCGUCGAAGAUGGCGAAGUACGGUAGUUGCGUCUGGUUCGAUUCGGAGGAGAAUGGCGGCGGCGGCAGUUUUCAUUACCAGACGGGCCAGACCAUGGAGAUCUUCGAGAAGGACGGCAUCUACGUGCUACUGGCCUGGGUCGAGAAGCCGGAUCGGCACCGUGCGCAGGGUGUCACGCGGGGAUCGGUUGCGGCAUCGUGCUUGCAGCCCCCGGCGGAUGGUGGGCGGAUGACUGCGCCUCCGAAACUCAUGCUGAAGAUGAUUGAAGACCACGUGGCAUCGCAUCUUCCAGCGAUGUCGCGGCGCGCGGCCUGCGCGCGGGGGCGGGCGAAGACGCGCCCCCACUUCAAGCAAGACAAGAGCCGAGAGGUUCACAGUACGCACUCGGUCGACUACGGCUUCUUCGGGGUCCCUGGGGAAGUGCCUUUCGAGGCGGCGGUAGGCAAGGAACUGCCGGCGCUGGCCGGGCACGAUCUCAAGGCGAAGUGCCCGUUUGCACGCCCAAACCCGCGCGGGGGAUCGGGGAAAGACGGCGUCGCGAGCCUAUGUCCGGCGAAGGUCUUGGCCGCAGAUUUGGGCCGGCCUGCGUGCGAGAGGGUGAACGUCAAAGGCGACCAGGAGAAUUCGAUCACGGUUGUUGUUCGGGAGGAGAAGGAGAUCUGGGCUGGCGAGGUCGUCAUCGAGAGGCCUCUCAUGUGCGAGCAGGCGUCCAAUGGGGGGGCCGAGCGCGCUGCCCAGAGCAUCCAUGGCCGGGCGCGAACGCUCGAGGAGCACGUGGAGGGUCCAGUUCACCUGCGCUACAUUUACACCCGCGGGGAGGACGGCAUGGCGCCGUUCCAGCGGGCACAGGGCAAGAGCAUGGCGUUCCAGAAACGCACGCGGCACAAGCUGGAGGCGCGCUGGGAACGUGGGUCGUUCCAUGGCGUGAAGGCGUUGUCAAAACUCAGAGGUCUACCUUGGGAGCCCGCGCCUGAUGGGCGCGACGACCAGCGGACAUUGGAUGUCCCAGGUGCUGCCGAGCUGCCGCCACACAGCCCAAUGGCGCCGAAGGUGCCCACCGAGGCGGCCGAGCAUGCGAAAGGCAUGCGCAAGCAUUGCGGAUCUCGCCCGGAGGCGCGGGCGGAGAACGUGGAAUUCAUCGACAGUACCGGCCUUUGGGGGGUGGUUCCGCGGCCUGCUGGCCACAGGGCGAUCGGCGCGAGGUGGGUCGACGACAACGCGGGCGACGAGGUCGAUUUGCAGGUGCGCAGCAGAUUGGUUGCGAAGGAGAUUCGGCACCAGGGCUUGAAGGGGAAGUGCGCGCUGCAGCUCCUGGACGUCAAGAAGGCGCAUGUCUGGGCCAUGGCCGAAAGGAGUUGGUUCGUGGAGCUGCCAGAAGACUACAAGCAGGUGCGCGGCAUCACUGGCGACAUGGUUUACCGGUUCCUUCGUUCCACGCACGGCGCGCGCGACGCCGCAGCGUUGUGGGAGACGCUAGUGGUUUCCAAGAUGAAGUCGUUGGGACUCCGCCAGGGGACGCCACCCCCGCGCGCCGUCUGGCAUCCAUUGCGCGACCCGGAGCUCAGCAAGGAGUGGGCCGUUAAAGUUGAAGAAGUAUACGGGCCGCCAUGCGAGCCCGACACAGCGCAGAGCAUUCGCACGCUGAACCGCCUGCUCAGUUGGACACCCGACGGGAUGAAGUGGGAGUGUUACCCACGGCGCGUGCAGAUCAUAGUUCGCGAACUUGGACUGGGGCAUGCUGGCGUGAAGCUCGCGACCCCAGGGCUGAAGGAGAAGCUGGAGAGCGUCGAGGUCGACGACGUCGAGAUCCCGGCAGACGAGCGCACGUGGUACAGAUCUUCGUGCAUGCGCUUGGCGCACAUCGCCCAGGACCGCCCUGACCUCGGAGUGGCUGCCCGGGAGCUUGCGAAAGGCACGAAGUGCCCGACCGAGAGGCACGCGUACAGGCUGGGUGCCAAUGUCGACGCGACUGCUGCGAUUGGCAUGGUGUCGAGGGGCGGGGUUGGCAAAACGAAGCCCACUGAUACGGUGUCGCUCUGGGCCCAAGAGGCCAUCGAUCGACUCAAUGUUGAUCUCCGCAGGAGGGGGACUGACGAGAUGCUGGCCGACCUCCUAACAAAGUUCUUGCUUCGGGGGAAGACCGAACGGUCUGCUGCCGGGCCGGACAGCACGCGCUCGCGUUUGUAG